AGUGCGAGGACAUCAAAGACACAGUGCCUGUGCGUGAUCGCGUUGAUCUGGAUCGCUGGUCUGGCACUUAGUUCGCCCAUGGCGUAUGCACAACGGGUGGUUUUUGUGUCUGAAGACUGGCCAUUUUGCCUUAACGUCAACUUAUCAAACAACGUGAUGCUCGUUUAUAGGGCGCUACUGGUGGUUGUGCAGUACGUCAUACCACUGUCGAUCAUGACGUGGGCCUAUUCCGGGAUAGGAUUCGCCCUGUGGGGUUCAUCGGCUCCUGGAAACGCACAGUCACAGAGAGACUUGAAUCUGAUGAGAAAUAAAAAGCGGGUCAUAAAAAUGCUUAUCAUCGUCGUUGCACUAUUCACAUUGUGCUGGUUGCCUCUGCAAACGUACAAUAUAUUGCAACACAUAUUUCCUCAAAUAAACGAGUAUCCUUAUAUCAACAUAAUUUGGUUCUGUUUCGAUUGGUUUGCCAUGAGCAAUAGCUGUUACAAUCCAUUUAUUUAUUCCAUAUACAACGAGAAAUUCAAACAAGAGUUCAAAAUGCGGUUAGACUUCAUGGCAGGAAAGAGACGGCUGACCAGAGAUCUGAGUGCCUUUUCCAGUGGCCGUUUCGAGUGGCGCACCAAUCACGUGAACACUCACGAACGAAACUUAAAGCACAGUUCGAUCGUCACCAACGACACGCCACUGAUACUCACACCCGACGCGUGAUUGACCGACCGAAGGACCGUGGCUUUGUGAGACGCUAUCAAUUUAAUAUUUACUCCAGUGUAAUUGUUAUUUUUGCGGUGUCGAUGUAAAAUAAGUUUUUUGAUUGUUCCCCACGCACAAUGAUAUAAUGAAAUAUAAUAUGUCUUGGCUGGAAGUACCGAGACCAUAUCGUUCACGUUUUAGAAAACAGAUCCCCCGUGACGUUAUUUUUCAUCAAUUUGUUUUCUUACUCCUACUAUCAUACAUUUAUUUCUACUUUAAAUUAAAUUGUUUAACUAUUG
Diuraphis noxia (Russian wheat aphid) is the source of this 986-nucleotide messenger RNA. Its product is annotated as tachykinin-like peptides receptor 99D. The record is from RefSeq and is a predicted model, not a curated record. NCBI's taxonomy places the organism in Eukaryota, Metazoa, Arthropoda, Insecta, Hemiptera, Aphididae. Gene Ontology annotation, biological process: G protein-coupled receptor signaling pathway. Gene Ontology annotation, cellular component: plasma membrane. Gene Ontology annotation, molecular function: neuropeptide Y receptor activity.